UGUUUUAAACUCUGGAUGGAGUAACUCAUCUCUCCAAACAUAAAAGAUCUUUGGCGCUCUUCUUCAGGUUUCCCUUUGCCAUGGAAACAGUAGGAUCACAAAGUGACUACACUUUGGAUAAUUUAUAACCGCAGACUGUAUAAAUAACUUCAUAACAAGAAAAAUAGGCUACACCAAAACAAACACACAAUGUCGGGACCUGAAGAGCAGCGGGCUCUCCUGGAGCUGAACCGGCGGAGGGAGACGUGGUGUCAGGUGGAGAUGACUCCCCAGCAGUCCUGGGAGAGGACCCAGAGGAGGCAUUACAGGAGUCACCUGCGGACCAGCCCGCUGCUCCUCAGCGCUCUGACCGACGGGCCGCAGCGCAGGGCGGCCCGCGGCCAGCGUCCGCCCCCCUCCAAGCUCCCGGAGAGAAGGCACUUCGAAGAGAGCUAUGAAUCACAGCUGGUGUAGGCGGCCGUAGCCUGACGAGAACCCACAAGCUAAAACAACUAAUGGAGCUCAGCGUGAAUUCUUUCAGGAAGACUUCAAAUAACUUCAAUCACCGCUCUCUCGC
This is a messenger RNA of Sander lucioperca (pikeperch), 556 nucleotides long. Its product is annotated as spermatogenesis-associated protein 45-like. The record is from RefSeq and is a predicted model, not a curated record. The transcript has 2 exons. Bases 190 to 453 code for a protein of 87 amino acids. Lineage: Eukaryota; Metazoa; Chordata; Actinopteri; Perciformes; Percidae.